Molecule: messenger RNA, 2072 nt
Organism: Dufourea novaeangliae
Lineage: Eukaryota; Metazoa; Arthropoda; Insecta; Hymenoptera; Halictidae
Gene: Nct
Product: nicastrin
Exons: 8
Coding region: 75-2015 (646 amino acids)
Biological process (GO): Notch receptor processing; protein processing
Cellular component (GO): membrane
Source: RefSeq, a predicted model, not a curated record
CCGUACAUGGUGGUGGUUGGUGGUGGUCAUAGAAGAUAAACCAAACUUUUGGCAGGCGUAAUCGUACAGGAAAAAUGGCAAGAUGUCUCUAUCUUGGAUACCUUUUCAUAUUUGUUGUCGUAAACCUAGUGGUUGCCGAGAGAAUAAAAGAUAUGAUCUAUGUGUCAUUUGAAGGAGUUGCCGCCUGCUUCCGUAGACACAAUGGAACACAUCAGUUUGGUUGUUCUUCAAGUAGGUCAGGAAGCAUUGGUGUUAUUCAUUUAAUUGAAGAUGAAAGUGAUGUCAGAUGGGUCGAACAUAAUGCUACAGCUGGACCCUAUACAGUAGUCCUUCCAUUUUCUAUGUUCACUAAUGACACAUUAGUCAGAUUAUGGAAUACUAACAACAUAAAUGGAGUUCUAUUAGCAAAAAAUAUCAGUCAGCCACUUCCUAAUUCUUAUUCUCCAGAGGAUACUUGUCCAAAUAGGUAUUCAGGAUACAAGAAAUGCGAUGUAACUUCUCCUUGGAAUCCAUUUGGUUCCUCUUUACUUAUGAAAGAUUGGCCCUUCCCUAUGUUUUAUAUAGAGAAUCAAACACUGAUUGAACAAAUAAAGUCUUGUUACUGGAAAUAUAAUGCGCACGAUCUGGAAACUCAGCAAUACAGAUCACUGUGCGCGCUAGAAAUGAAGUCAUUUAUGUUUGCUGCUAUCAAUUCAGAAUUUUGCAUCAAACGUAGCGAUUUGAAGUUACACUUCCAUCCAACACAGUUAUGUGAUCCUUUGGGAGACAGAAAUAUACAUUGGCCUUUGGCUCCACUACAUGAAGAUGAAAAUUCCAUUAUAAUGGUGACAGCUAGAUUAGAUGCGUCUUCUUUAUUUGAUGGUAUAUCACCUGGAGCGGGUAAUAUAGUGACAGGUUUGGUAACACUACUUGCCACUGCCUAUUACUUGAAUAACAUAUUUAAAAAUGUUACAGUAGCAGAUAAAACGAAUGUUGUUUUCACGUUAUUAAACGGCGAAGCAUUUGACUACAUCGGCUCCAGUAGACUAAUUUAUGAUUUGAAAGAAGGUAAUUUCAAUGCUUUAGGCGGUGUAAACUUAAAGUUUGAUGACAUUAAAUCUGUCAUUGAAUUUGGUCAGUUGAACAAAGGAAACAUGUAUCUUCAUUCUAAUAAUGGAAGAAACAAUGCGAUGAUAAACAAACUCCGGAUAGCAUUAAACGCAACAAUUCUGGAAGAUAGUGUUCCACCUACAUCGAUACAAAGCUUCUUGAAAGCGAAACCGGAUUUAACGGCAGUAGUUAUAAGUAACCAUGAAAAACAAUUUGAAAAUAGAUAUUACAAUGGCAUCUUGGAUGAUGCUCAAAGUCUUCAUUUCAACAGAAACGAGUCAAAUGAUCUUGUAGCCGCUUUAUCAAGUGUAGCAACUCACGUUGCUGAGGUUCUUUAUGAAACUGUUACCGGUAAAUUGCCCCCACCUAUAGAUGAAUCCACUCAAUUAGAUAUUGAAGAUCAUAUUUCCGAAAUGUUAGUUUGCUAUCUGGAAAGCGCCAAGUGCAAUUUGUUCCAAGCUGCCUCACCUCCGGGUGCUAAGCUAAUUAAUCAAGUUCUCCCACUGUAUGUCGGUGUACACAGAGUAUUAAACACUGCCACGACCUUAACCGGUCAGCUUCUUGCUUUCUUAACGAGAAAGGAAUUGGAUUUGAAUGAAACUGCAUGCUAUGAAAAACAUCUUGUUUGGAUGGCUGGUGUUAAUUACACUGGCAUAUGCAUUAAUUCCACUGUGAAUUACAGUAUAGCUACGAGUCCAGCGUUUAUUAUUGUUGGAUACGAUAUGAAGUCUGGAACAUAUUCCACGUGGACAGAGUCUAUAUGGCAAACGUUGAGUGUAAGAAUGUUCCUGAAGCCUUCAGAUGGUACAGAGCAGUUCAGCAUUUAUCUAGGCUGCUCUGUGGCUGGCGUAUCGUUCAUUAUCGUAUGGUUCAUUAAAUCUCGAGCCGAUAUACUAUUUAAUACGAGGAGGGCAGCAAAUUGGUAGGAACACGCUGCGGACCACAUAUCAAUGACCAGGUUGGAUUAUCUCAAGGAUAAAGAU